Molecule: messenger RNA, 891 nt
Organism: Apodemus sylvaticus (European woodmouse)
Lineage: Eukaryota; Metazoa; Chordata; Mammalia; Rodentia; Muridae
Gene: Six2
Product: SIX homeobox 2
Exons: 2
Coding region: 1-891 (296 amino acids)
Biological process (GO): regulation of transcription by RNA polymerase II; kidney development
Cellular component (GO): transcription regulator complex; nucleus
Molecular function (GO): DNA-binding transcription factor activity, RNA polymerase II-specific; RNA polymerase II cis-regulatory region sequence-specific DNA binding
Source: RefSeq, a predicted model, not a curated record
AUGUCCAUGCUGCCCACCUUCGGCUUCACGCAGGAGCAAGUGGCGUGCGUGUGCGAGGUGCUGCAGCAGGGCGGCAACAUCGAGCGGCUGGGUCGCUUCCUGUGGUCGCUGCCCGCCUGCGAGCACCUCCACAAGAAUGAAAGCGUGCUCAAGGCCAAGGCCGUGGUGGCCUUCCACCGGGGCAACUUCCGCGAGCUCUACAAAAUCCUGGAGAGCCACCAGUUCUCGCCUCACAACCACGCCAAGCUGCAGCAGCUGUGGCUCAAGGCGCACUACAUCGAGGCGGAGAAGCUGCGCGGCCGGCCCCUGGGCGCCGUGGGCAAGUACCGCGUGCGGCGCAAGUUCCCGCUGCCCCGCUCCAUCUGGGAUGGCGAGGAGACCAGCUACUGCUUCAAGGAGAAGAGCCGCAGCGUGCUGCGCGAGUGGUACGCGCACAACCCCUACCCGUCGCCGCGGGAGAAGCGCGAGCUGGCCGAGGCCACUGGCCUCACCACCACGCAGGUCAGCAACUGGUUCAAAAACCGGCGACAGCGCGACAGGGCGGCGGAGGCCAAGGAAAGGGAGAACAGCGAGAACUCCAAUUCCAGCAGCCACAACCCGCUGGCUUCCUCGCUCAAUGGCAGCGGCAAGUCAGUGCUAGGCAGUUCGGAGGACGAGAAGACGCCGUCGGGGACUCCAGACCACUCGUCGUCCAGUCCCGCUCUGUUGCUCAGCCCACCGCCGCCCCCUGGGCUGCCUUCCCUGCACAGCCUGGGCCACCCUCCCGGCCCGAGCGCAGUACCCGUACCAGUGCCCGGUGGAGGCGGCGCGGACCCAAUGCAGCAUCACCACAGCCUGCAGGACUCCAUACUCAACCCCAUGUCUGCCAACCUUGUGGACCUGGGCUCCUAG